GUUCCCGGCCGUGCGGUGUGUGGUGCCCGGCGAUGUCCAGGAGCUCCCGGGCGGUGCUGGUUGUCACCGCGCUCCUCUCCGCCGCCACCAUCGCGGCCGUGCACGUCCAGCAGCGGCGGGAGCGUGAGAGGCUGCACAGCGGUGUGCUCAGAGAUCUGGAGAGACAGAGUCAGAAAAGGGAAAACAUUCGCCUGCUGGAAGAGCAGAUCGCUUUGACGAAGCGGCUUACGGAAGAAAGAGACAAGAUGCUGGUGGAAAAGGGAUCCCAGCAGCCCUAGGUGGGACCUGACUUGUUAGAGGUUUGAUUCGAGGCACUUGGGACAAUUGAAUUCUAAUUACUUUCAAGUAUUUCAGUAAACAGACAUCACCUGUGAAAGACUGUUUAUUUCAGACACAUUAUAUUCCUGUACCAGAAGCCAUAGGGCACAGCAGAAUAUUUCUUCCAUCACUAGUACUUGUGGAGACUUGACACAGCCAGUGUGGAUGGACGUGUGAAUGUAGGGAGGACAGGCUCCUUGUGCUGCUGUAGGCCAUGAAGGAUGGCUAAUAACGUCCACAUGAGCGGGCUGCUGAGCCGACACGAUGAUGAAGCCACGAGGACUUCGACGUCGGAGGGUCUGGAGGAGGGUGAGGUGGAAGGGGAAACCCUUCUGAUUGUAGAGUCU
Messenger RNA from Coturnix japonica (Japanese quail), 665 nucleotides. It is a transcript of the gene PET117, whose product is annotated as PET117 cytochrome c oxidase chaperone. NCBI's taxonomy places the organism in Eukaryota, Metazoa, Chordata, Aves, Galliformes, Phasianidae. Gene Ontology annotation, biological process: mitochondrial respiratory chain complex IV assembly. The record is from RefSeq and is a predicted model, not a curated record. Gene Ontology annotation, cellular component: mitochondrion.